Messenger RNA from Carica papaya (papaya), 1452 nucleotides. NCBI's taxonomy places the organism in Eukaryota, Viridiplantae, Streptophyta, Magnoliopsida, Brassicales, Caricaceae. The record is from RefSeq and is a predicted model, not a curated record.
CAGAGGUUUUAUCUCUAAUGAGUUUUUCCUCAGACAAAUCAGGGAAUAGACCCAAAAAUAUCAAGGAAAGCCAGAAGAAGCAGCAGAAGUCUGGCCAGAUUCUCAGCAAAAGUACCAAUGCUCCUUAUUGUCUGAGAAUGAGGCAUUCAGUCCUUUGUUUCUGAGCAGGGACAAGAAAAGUACUGGCUGUUCAGCUGCUUGUUCCUCAAGUUCUAGAAAGGCUACUGGGUUUGUUGCUGAGAAGAUAUCAUCAGAAGCAGAGUCAAAUUGUUUGUUGAAACAAGUUGCUAAUGCAAUUGAUCGAAUUGAAUUCCAGAUUUCAGCUUUGCAGCUGUGCUCUGAUCGGGCUAUGUCUAGUUCAGAUAUGCCUGUAAUACAGAAAGAACAAGGGGUAGUUAAAAAGAACCGACUGAGUCAAUUUGCUGAUUCUGUUUCAGAUAAAAGUAAGGUGGUGAGUCGACAAGCGAGUUACAUCAGGAAUGAACUGGUGAGGCAGCGAGUUAAUGAGUCCAGUGGCCAAAAUGUUCAUGGGUUAAGGCUUCCACCAUGUCCCAAUGAUUUCUCACAUAGACGACCUCCUUUGCCUUGUACAAGACCCAGUCCUGCUGGGAAAGAACCACGUGGAGUCAUGGUGAAAUCAAGACCUCAUUCAACAAGAUCCUUCAGACCCGCUGAGCUUGUUCAGAAUCAAAGCAUUCCAUGUAAGAUGAUCAAGCCAAUUGGCCCACGACGCAAGCUUCUGCCAUGUCAUCAAGAAUCAUCAGAGGAGACUAAUUCUACUACCGCUACCAGUUCGAUCCCACCGUCUGCUUCCUCGAGCUGGACAAGUCGGGAAACGAGCAUCAGUGGCUAUGAUAGUUAUAGCACGGAAUCCCCAUCAAGAAAGUCUGCAGAGGCGUCUAAUCCGAGUAGCUCAGAGUCGGAAGGGAGAAGCUUUUCAUAUGAGAAUCGUCGUAGUGGUAGAGAUGUGGGUCGUACUCAAGCACACAGAUCAUCAGGUCAAAUCGGACGGUUGAGAAGGUUGAAGAACAAGCUUGGGUUCAUCUUCCAUCACCAUCACCACCACCACCACCACCAUCAUCAUGGCGGUGAAGAUGCAGGAGAAGGCCACAGGAGAUCCAAGUGGAAGUACGUGCACGGGAUGUUUGGCCACAGAGGGAAGCGUGAGGGAGCCAUUGAUAAACCCAGAAACUCAACGGUUAAUAGCGUGACACGUAAGCAUCAGGUUGGGCACUUUCAUGCACUUGUAGAAGGAUUGAUGAGGCACGUGAAGCAUUCGAAGAAAUCAAAGCCAGGAAUUCAUGGGCGGAAGAAGUCGCAGUUGGGGAAGAUGUUGAAACGACGCCGUGGAGUGAAGCUGCCUAAAAAAGGGCGUGUUAAAUUAGGGUUUACCGGUAAAAAACCACGGCUUCCAGGAACAAUUUGAAGAUGCAUAAUUAAUUUUUUACUGUU